GGGCGCAUGUGACGUAACGUAACAUAUGCGGGUACAACAGAAGCAUAGUGAACAAAUAUUGGAUUGGAUUUGGAUAGGGUUUGUGUUUCUUCUUUCUCUGUUUCCUUCCAUUUCCAAUUUUCAAACCCUAAAAUCUCUGUUUCUUCUUCUUCUUCUUCUUCUUCUUCUUCUUCUUCUUCUUCUUCUUCUUCUUCGUACUCUCAAUUCCAUUCCAUACAACAAAUCAUUGCUGCUAUCAAUUCCAUUCCACAACAAUGUCAUUUUCAACCAUCACUUGUAAUUUUCCAGAAACUCCCAAAUUUCAAUUACUUCCAAAACCUAAUUUCAUUCCUUCAACUAAAUCAACCACAACAACACAACAACAACUUCCAAACCCUAAUUUCAUUCCUUCAACUAAAUCAACAACAACACAACUACUUCCAAAACCUAAUUUCAUUCCUUCAACUAAAUCAACAUCAACACAACAACUUCCAAACCUUAAUUUCAUUCCUUCAACUAAAUCAACAACAACAACAACACAGCAACUUCCAAACCUUAAUUUCAUUCCUUCAACUAAAUCAACAACAACAAAGAUAUACUCUCAAUUGCAUCAUCAAGAUGACCAACACCAACACACUACUCUUGUUUCCUCAUUCAAUCAAUUGCUCCGUCAGAACAAGCCUACACCAAAGACAAUCCAAUUUAACAAAAUCUUAACUUCCCUUGUCAAACUCAAACACUACUCAACUGUUAUUUCACUUCAUCAACAGAUGGAAUUCAACGGAAUUGAGUCAAACUUUGUCACUUUCAGCAUCUUGAUCAAUUGUUUUUCUGAAUUAGGUCAAAUUUCUCUUUCAUUUGCUGUAUUUGCCACUAUUCUCAAAAAGGGUUAUCACCCAAAUACCAUAACCUUUACUACACUCAUCAAGGGUUUUUGUCUCAAAGGUGAGAUCCAUAAAGCAUCGAACUUUCUUCACAAGUUGGUUGCACACAGAUUUCAAUUGAAUGAAAAUAGCUACGCAACUUUGAUUAAUGAGUUAUGUAAAGUUGGAGAAAUGUACAAAGCUAAGGAUAUACUUAACACUAUGGAUAAGAAUGGAGUGCCUCCUAAGACUUGGAGCUACACUGUCUUGAUUAAUGGAUUUUGUAAGCUUAAAAUGGUAGAUGAGGCCGUGAAUCUCUUCAAUGAAAUGCAUCGUAGAAUAAUUAUUCCGAAUGUGGUGACUUACAGUUCACUUAUUGAUGGUUUGUGCAAGUUGGGAAGAGUCGAAUAUGCUUUGGAGCUUGUUGAUGAAAUGCGUUGUAGAAAAAUUAUUCCUAAUGUGGUGACUUACACUUCACUUAUUGAUGGUUUGUGUAAAUCAGGAAGAAUCGAAAAGGCUUUGGAGCUUGUUGAUGAAAUGCAUCAUAGAAAAAUUAUCCCUAAUGUGGUGACUUACACUUCACUUAUUGAUGGUUUGUGUAAAUCAGGAAGAAUCGAAAAUGCUUUGGAGCUUGUUGAUGAAAUGCAUCAUAGAAAAAUUAUCCCUAAUGUGGUGACUUACACUUCACUUAUUGAUGGUUUGUGUAAAUCAGGAAGAAUCGAAAAGGCUUUGGAGCUUGUCGAUGAAAUGCAUCAUAGAAAAAUUAUCCCUAAUGUGGUGACUUACAGUUCACUUAUUGAUGGAUUGCGUAAAUCAGGAAGAAUCGAAAAGGCUUUGGAGCUUGUCAAUGAAAUGCAUCAUAGAAAAAUUAUCCCUAAUGUGGUGACUUACAGUUCACUUAUUGAUGGUUUGUGUAAAUUGGGAAGAAUCGAAUAUGCUUUGGAGCUUGUCAAUGAAAUGCGUUGUAGCAAAAUUAUUCCUGGUGUGUUAACUUACAAUUCUAUAUUGGAUGCUUUGUUCAAAAACCAUCGUGUUGACGAGGCAAUUGCAUUGUUAACCAAAAUUAUAGAGAAGGGUAUUCUGCCAAACAUGCAUACGUACACUAUUCUUAUCAAUGGAUUGUGUAAAUGUGGAAGACUGGAGGAUGCAAGAAAGGUUUUUGAAGAUCUUUUGGUCAAAGGCUACGGUCUAAAUGUCUAUACAUAUACUGCUAUGAUCAAGGGAUUUUGCAAUGAGGGCUUGUUUGACGAAGCAUUGACCAUGCUAUCAAAAAUGGAAACCAAUGGUUGCAUUCCUAAUGAUAAAACUUAUGAAACAAUUAUUCCUUCCCUCUUUGAAAAAGGUGAAAAUGAUAAAUCAGAGAAACUUGUUCAUGAAAUGAUUGAAAGAGGUCUAUUAUAUGAUCAAAACUAGAAAAGUUGCAUUGGUUCAGUGGUGAAGGGGUUAUGUACAGAAUUUGAAGGUGGGCGCAUGACUCAAACCACAAACCCCUCAAUGAUUGCAACAGACUCAGGGCUGGCCCAAAGCAAGCGCAACCAGCUCUAUCAAGCCAGACCUCAAAAAUUUUGGGGUCCAAUUCCAUUUUUGAGGGUCCAAUGUUUAGUAGGUAUGGAAACAUGUUGUCCAGAAAGGAGACACGGUCAUCGAUGCCACGUGCGGUAAUGGUUUUGACACCUUAGCAUUGCUCAACUUGGUUGCUGAUGAUGAUUCACAUAAUGGUUACGUGUAUGCAUUGGACAUUCAGAAAGAUGCUUUAGAUAAGACUUCAUUGUUGCUGGAGGAAUCACUUAAUUCCAAUGAGGUGAGGAGGACUAUAAAGGAGUGCAGGUUUCCACUUUGAUUUGGUUAAGAAUUUUGAUUUCAUUUAUGUAUUGUUGGCUCGAAAAACAUUUGUCGCAGUUACUAUUGAUGCAAUUUCAUGAAAAUUUAAGUCUGAGCUCUAUCUUAAUAAGCUGCGUAGUUUUAGGCUUAUUGCCUUCAACUUAGGUUACCUUCCGGGAGGCGACAAAGAAAUAAUAACAAGAUCAGAAACAACAUUACUGGCAUUGGAAGCUGCAAAGAGAAUUCUAAUACCAGGAGGACUCAUUGGCAUUGUGGUAUAUAUCGGCCACCCCGGUGGAAGGGAAGAAUUGGAGGCUGUUGAAACUUUUUCUGCUAAAUUGUCUGUUGAGAAUUGGAUCUGUUGCAAGCUUCAAAUGUUAAACCGGCCAUGUGCUCCGAUACCAAUUUUCUUGUUCAGAAGAUAAUGUAAAUACCUGC
Trifolium pratense (red clover) is the source of this 3101-nucleotide messenger RNA. RefSeq names its product pentatricopeptide repeat-containing protein At1g63330-like. Bases 255 to 2255 code for a protein of 666 amino acids. Lineage: Eukaryota; Viridiplantae; Streptophyta; Magnoliopsida; Fabales; Fabaceae. The transcript has 4 exons. Gene Ontology annotation, molecular function: protein binding. The record is from RefSeq and is a predicted model, not a curated record.